GCCGCCCACAGUCUCCCUGAAGAGUCGCGCGGCAGUAGCUCGAGCGCACAACCGCACUGCGCCCGACUUCGUGAUGCUGAGCUUCUUUGACGGCUUGGGGACAGCCUUUAUGGUAUGCGACAACUAUUGCAAGGCGCGCAACCUUCAGUGGUCGGGGGCAUCAUGGGAGAUCGACAAGGAGCUAGAGAGCUUGGGUGCCGAACACUUCCCACAAGUGACGCUUCGCGGAGACUUCGAGCAGGAAGACGCAGCGACACUCCAGAAGCUUGUUGAAGAGCUCGACCCGUCCGGUCGAGCCCGCAUAGUGAUAGCGGGCGGACCGCCUUGUCACGAUUUUUCCAGGAUCCGACAGGACGCUCCGGGCCACGCCGGACACGAGGGCUCGAAAUUUACUCGCUUCGCCCAGCUCAUCCAGUCUGUCGAGAAGUCAUGGGGCCGCAGCCGAGCCAUUCUGCUCGUGGAAAAUGUGAUUCCGCAAAACAGGGCGGAUAUGAGGAAGGUGGAGCGCAUGCUGGACGCCCCCGCGGUGGUACACGAUGCUUCGGAUUUUGGGACGAUCUCUCGUCCCCGAGUCUGGUGGUGUCGCGUGCCCUGGCAGGAGAUCGCGCACCGCAAGGAUUGUCCCUUCAACCUACGGUGGACCACCAUGCAGGGGAUCCCGCGCGUGCACUUCGACGUGGACAAGGAUGAGCUGGACUCCUUCGACACCGAGGGCCUGACCCUGCCAAGGUGCCUCACCGACGAAGCCAAGCCAGUGCCGUGCCUGACCACACCUGCCGACGACCCGCAAGGACGCCCAGCACCGCGGAGUUCAAAAGGCAAGAUCAGUUCGGAGGCAACACAACGUUCGCUCGCUGACAAGAGGCGCUACGCUCCGUGGCACUACGAGUCAGGCGUCAUGAUGAUGGAUCGGGACCAACGCUUGGUGAUUCCUCCCGCCAACAUCAAGGAGCAAUGGCACCACUUGCCCAAAGGGGACUACGACGAGUUCGACCUCUCACACUUGGAGGACCCCGACGAGCACUGGCGACAGUCACGCGUCAUGCCUCAUCCGGAAGCGAAGGAUGCCUCAAUCGAGCCCGGUUUGAAGCAAUGGCUCCAAGUGUGGUCACGCAUGAGGCCACACCUCGCGGAGCUUCGCGACGCCGUGGCCCAACAGAUUGAGGACCUCGUCGACGACUUGCAGGAGGACACGGAAGCUUGGUACGCUAACCUCGCGCCGCAUGUUCAGAAAGCAUACCGCAGUGAGACUCGUACAUGCUCUUUGCAGCUUCCAGCUCUAGAAAAAGUGUGCAACCUCUUCGGCUGGCAAGACAGAGACAUUUUCAAGGAGCUCACGCACGGGUUUCGUCUUCUAGGACCUCUCGCGCCCGGAUUGGGUUGGAAAACACGCAACGACCUUCGCUACGCCGACCCCAUGCCACUAGACGAGUUCCUGCAGAAGAACGAGCUCUACGUCAAGGACAAGCUUCGCCGCUGCCGCGUCGACCCGUGCUGGGAGGCCAUGGCCCAGGAGAUCGCCAGCGAUGUCACCAAGGGACGUAUGGAAGGCCCCUUCAGCAGCCCUGCAUCGUGGCCGAAGCAGGCAGUUCCCUUGACAACGUUCUCUCACACCAGCAAGCUGGAGAAGGGGCCAAUAGCCCAUAAGCCCACCUGCUUCGCAUUCGCUGUGCAUCAGGUUGGCUCCGACGGCAAGCCCAAAGUGAGGAGGGCAGAGGACUGGCGACGCUCCUUCGCCAACGCCACGGUCGGUGCAAAGGACAGCCCAACCUACCACGACAUUUCUACCUACGUUCAGCUCGCGGUCGCCAUCAAGCAGAAGCACCCGCAAGCGCAGUUACUCAUCUGGGGCCUGGACCAUGAGGCCGCUUAUCGCCAACUGGCGGCGGAGGACCCCGACCAUACUUGGGUCAUCCUGCCAACGCCACAUGGCAUUACCCUUUGGCGACACACAGUGCUGAUGUUUGGGUCAGUGGCUUCCGUAUGGGCCUACUGUCGCAUCGCCGACCUCAUGUCAUGGCUAUGCCGCGCUUGCCUGCUCACGCCAGCGUUGCACUUCGUGGACGAUUUUGGGAGCUGCGAGGACGCUGAUCUCGCCUCGUCCGCUUUCGAGUGCUCUAAGCGACUGUGCAAGGCUUUGGGUUUUUCUUUCAAGCAGUCUAAGGAACAACCGCCGCACACUACACAGGUGAUUCAGGGAGUCGAGAUCUCCGUGCACGACAGCUUCGUGAAGGUCAGUGGUACCGCUGCGCGCAGACAACGCUUGGACGAGGACCUCGUGAGCAUCCUCACGUCCAACAGGCUGCCACCCAACGAGGCAUCCAGCUUAGCGGGCCGGCUCCAGUUCUACUGUCAGUCUCUCUUGGGUAAGUCGCACUCCGCGAC
Symbiodinium necroappetens is the source of this 2385-nucleotide messenger RNA. The record is from the annotation of a GenBank genome assembly. Lineage: Eukaryota; Dinophyceae; Suessiales; Symbiodiniaceae.